AUGUUACUGAAGGUCAAGACACUAACGGGCAAGGAGAUCCAGAUCGACGUGGCGCCCGAGGACAAGGUCUACCGCAUCAAAGAGCUGCUGGAGGAGCAGGAGGGCAUCCCGCCCUCCCAGCAGCGCCUGAUUUUCCAAGGUAAACAGAUCGACGACGAUCAGACGGUGAUGUCCGCGCGGCUGGCGCACGGCAUGCAGCUGCAUCUGGUCCUGACACUGCGCGGGGGUUAG
Messenger RNA from Eremothecium gossypii ATCC 10895, 231 nucleotides. It is a transcript of the gene RUB1, whose product is annotated as NEDD8 family protein RUB1. Gene Ontology annotation, cellular component: cytoplasm; nucleus. The coding region runs from base 1 to 231 and encodes 76 amino acids. The record is from RefSeq and is marked provisional. Gene Ontology annotation, biological process: modification-dependent protein catabolic process; protein neddylation; regulation of proteolysis. The transcript is spliced from 2 exons. Lineage: Eukaryota; Fungi; Ascomycota; Saccharomycetes; Saccharomycetales; Saccharomycetaceae. Gene Ontology annotation, molecular function: ubiquitin protein ligase binding; protein tag activity.